Molecule: messenger RNA, 516 nt
Organism: Nannospalax galili (Upper Galilee mountains blind mole rat)
Lineage: Eukaryota; Metazoa; Chordata; Mammalia; Rodentia; Spalacidae
Product: keratin-associated protein 13-1
Exons: 1
Coding region: 52-516 (154 amino acids)
Source: RefSeq, a predicted model, not a curated record
AACUCAGAAUCUUUUCAUUUAUACUCAGCUGAACUCACACCUGCUGUCAACAUGUCUUACAGCUGCUGCUCUGGAAACUUCUCCUCCCAGUCCCAUUGGGAUCACCUGCAGUACCCACGGCCAUCCUGUGGCUCCUCAUACCCCAGCCGUCUGGGAUCCUCUCUCCACAGUGGCUGUCAUGAGAACGUCUUCCAGCCCAUCAGAUGCCAGACUUCCCAUGUGGUCCACAGCUCCUGCCAGAGGCCCUGCUACCGUCCAAGGACCUCUAGAUUCUGCAGUCCCUGCCAGACGACAUAUGCUGGCACUCAGAGCUUUGGGUCCAGCAGCUGCCACUCCCUGGGCUAUGGGUCUGGAAGCUCUUACUCACUGAGCUGUGGAUCCAGUGGCUUCAGACCUCAUGGAUUCUCUUCAUUGGGCCAUGGAUCUGGAUUCUGCCACCCAUCCUACGUGCCGUAUAGAACCUGCCAGACUUCUUGUCACAGACCAAGCUGCGGAUCUGGAUCUGGGUUCUACUGA